Molecule: messenger RNA, 908 nt
Organism: Saprolegnia parasitica CBS 223.65
Lineage: Eukaryota; Oomycota; Saprolegniomycetes; Saprolegniales; Saprolegniaceae
Exons: 1
Source: RefSeq, a predicted model, not a curated record
CAAUGGUUGCCAAGCGUCGCAGCGUCUACAGCAUGAUGACCAAGGGUCCUAUGUACACGGGCGCCACGCUGCGGUUUACCCACGGCCCGUACUACGCGCCGUCGCCGGACGUUGUCGCCGACAAGGGCAUGACCCGCGAGGACAUUGAAGCGCGCAUCCACCGCAUCCAUUGUGCUCAACGAGUCUUGUGGGACUGCGGCGAAGAAAAGUACAAUUUUGAUUCGCAAGACGUCGACGACAUGGCUCUGGUCUUGAAGGCGUGUGAGGCCACGACCCUCGAGGAGCUCUCGGCCGCCGACACGACCCGUCUCGACAAGCUGGUUCGCCGCGUCCACACCAAGCUCCAAGUCCUGCAAGUGGUCAUUUUGCGCUUGCAACGACGUCUCGCCAUGCUAGACCGCGAACGCGACAUGUGCGAGGCUUUGGGUCUCGGCCGCAAGCCGUUCUGCGCGAUCACCGACGCAGAGAAGAUUCCGCUGCGUUUCUUGAUCGGCUCCGAUUGGAAGGAUGUCAAGUCGGUCGCCGACGUUGCUUGUAGCGUCAGCGAAGCACAGAAGCGCCACCAGAGAACGCUGUGGAGGAUCCAAGUGAGGGGCAUCACCAAGCGCUGCACGUGCUGCCGGUUCUACAAGCACGCUUCUCGGUACACGCUGCGACGCGACUGCCGAGACGUGACUCGCUUCGACACGCAGUCUCACUGGGAAGACGAAGACAUGGCGAUUGACGAUGACGUGGCACGUGCGUGGGACGAGGAAGCGAGCGUUUUGGACGAUGACGACGACGACGACGACGAUCUCACCCACGACGGCGAUGACGACGACGACGACAUGAUGCAGUACGACUUUUGCGCGAUCGACGUCCCCGAAGAAGAGACGGCCAGCGUGGCGCAUACGUGCAGUACGAUGUAA